AUGGCAGAAGUAGAAAAGAAAGGAGAGCAUGAAAAGAUAGAGACCAUCCCUAAAAAGCAAAAAGAAGAAGUCCCCGGUGGAAUGGAAAAGGAGGGACUUGCCGAUAGCGUCAAGAAAGAAGUUGAAACAAAGAAGGCACAUCAAAGCCCAUUUCUAACCAAUGGAGUACCUCGAAAAGACGAAACCAAAGGAGGAGAGGAAAAGGAUAAGAUUGAUGUAACUGAAGUGGUUGAGAAGCAAAGAAAACAUCUCGAGGAAAACCAGAGUGACGAGGUUCUAUUUAAGGCUAGAUGUAAGCUCUAUUAUUUCUCUGAGGAGACCAAGGCUCUUGAGGAACGAGCUGAAGGGACCAUGAUUAUUGGAAUGCAUUCGAAGAGCAAUCUUGUUAAGAUAACAGUAUUUAGGGACCAGAUUGGUAGGCUUGGAUGCAAUCAUUUCAUCAAUCCAAGAUUCAAAGCACAGCCACACGGAAAGGUUAGUAAUGGAUGGAUGUGGAUGUCUACCGAGGAUACGGUCGAGGUGGAUGCUCAAAGAAAGAAAAUCCAACUGUUUGUUGUGAAGUUUUAUUCUGAGGAGGAUUAUCGAAGGUUUGGUGAGGAAUAUGACUUGGGGAGAUCUCACAAUGAAAAAUCUCUUAAGACAAAAGUGAAUAAAGAAUGA
Encephalitozoon romaleae SJ-2008 is the source of this 660-nucleotide messenger RNA. Its product is annotated as Ran GTPase activating protein. Gene Ontology annotation, cellular component: nuclear pore; cytoplasm. NCBI's taxonomy places the organism in Eukaryota, Fungi, Microsporidia, Unikaryonidae. The transcript has a single exon. Gene Ontology annotation, molecular function: GTPase activator activity. Gene Ontology annotation, biological process: intracellular transport. The record is from RefSeq and is a predicted model, not a curated record. Bases 1 to 660 code for a protein of 219 amino acids.